AUGCAAGCAUCGAAUGCUGAACUACACAUACUAUCAUUUUCAUUUUUUCUUGAUUCAUUAAAAAAACAUAACAUUAAGAAAAAUAUAUCUCAAAACUUACCCGAAGUCAAAGUAUCGAACCCUUACAAACAAGUAGAAAAAGAAAGAAUUCUUGGUAAAGGCGGUUUCGGUGUUGUUCAUCAGGGUAAACAUAAAUCUAAUAAAUUUGCUAUCAAACAAGUUGAAUGCGAUCAUAACGAUCAUACCAUUUGGUUAGAUGAGCCAAUUCUCCCAAAUUCAUUAAUUUAUCAACAUAUUCAAACUGACAUAGGUGGACGUGAACAAUUAUUUCAUGAAUUAUCUGAUCAACGAGCCUACGCACCGAUAUUAUAUAAUGUGUAUGGUACCUGUCCAUCAUCAUCACUACAACUUUCUGGUAAUAAACAUAUGAUCAGUUAUGUUAUGGAUUAUGUUGAGGGCAAAGAUCUGCAACAAUUGAACGUUGAAUGGGAAAAGAAAUAUCAAAAGACAGAUUAUUAUUGUCAGUUAUGUCACAUCAUGAAUAAGAUUGUCUUCAUGUUCUAUGAUUUUAAUUAUGCAUUAAAAAUUUCACAUAACGACAUUAAACCAGCCAACAUUAUGGUAAAUACUGAAAAUAAUGUAUAUCUAAUUGAUUUUGGUAGUUCAUCUCUAUUUGAUUUUGAUCAAUAUUUGUAUGGAGGUUCGAGUAAAGCAUAUACACCUUCUUUCGUGCCACCUGAAUGGUUAGCCAAGAGACCUAUUCAACCAAAGUAUAAUGAGAAACCGUUCAAUAAAAAGUUCACAGAUACAUUCGCUCAAGGUUCGGCAAAACCUGAUUAUACAAUAUAUGCGAUUGGUAUAUCCUAUCUGUCUUUGAUUUCCAGUAAUGAAAUAUUUAUUAAUGUCAUGAAUAAUUAUUUGAUUCAUGCUCGUGCUGAUGCUGGAAUUCAAGAAGUAACAGAUUUUAGUUUUGAUUUGUUUGACACAUGGCAAUUAGCCACAAGACAAGGACGAAUGUUAGAUUUUCUGUAUCAAUGUCUGAGGGUAAAAAGUGAGCAACGAAUAAUGUUACAUGAUAUUCAUGCAGUAUUUCAUCAAUGUUGCUUAUUAACACAAAUGGAGGACAAGUAAGAAAACGAGUCGCUUCAAGAAAAUUAUAAAUUUUUUUAGAGAAAAUGUCCUGUUCGAUAUCAUUAGAUCCCAUUUAUUUAGACAUUAUAAUUCAUCUUAUAGUUCUUGUGCUGUGAAAAAAUUGUGAGAACGAGAAGAAAAUUUCUUUAUUUCAUAAAUAGUCCUUGAAUAGGUCUGAUGUUUCCCCAAUAGAAACAUUUGACAAUAAUCUCUGGAGCAUUUGUUUCUAAUAAUAUUUUCACUAUUGUUAAGGGUAUUCUAAAAUUUUCCGAUGAAUUUUCGUGGAGAUAUACUCAUCGCUGUAAAUGCCCUGGAAAACAGAGCCCUGUGUACAAUAUAAUGUGUUUUUCCCACUAUGCGCUUUUUCGAUAGUCCCUUCAAGCGGGCCGUAUUACGACCCCUCGAAAAAACGGUCCCGAUCGAGCUGACAAUCUAACCGUACACACAUAAGACAGUAAUUUAAUAACUCUUUCUAUCAUUUUAAAACCUUAAACAAAGAUGUCCGGGAUUUUUUCGAUGUCCAUUUAAAUCGAAUAUCUUUAACCAUGCAUUUUUCAGUAUCGAUUAACCAUGCAUACCUAAAUAUGCUAAGCAGUUUUCAGUAUUAACUUUAUGUGAUUGUCUGAUCUGGUUAUUUCUGUACGUUAUUUCUACAAUUUUUGUAUUAAGAUUAUCUGAUUAUUUAAUCUUCUCGUAUUUUGUGGAAAAAAUAGAGUGAAAAUAUGGACUGUUGAUAUUCCAUAAAAAGAAAUCUGUUAGAUAUUGAGAUUGUCAUCGUCUCUCAUGUAAAGAAGAAUAAAAUGUAUAACUUCUUAGUUAUUACUUAAGGUCCGCCCCCUCCCCCCACAGGUUUCUCGAAUAAUGAUCUUUUUGUGGAUGCUUAAGGGCCCCCCUGCCUUCUAAAAUUUUUUUUUCCCAGAACACUCAAUCUUACUGAAAUUUUUAUUGAAUAUGUAUCUGAUCAUUGAUAGUUCUCAGUAAAAAUUUGAGCUCAUAAUAUUGAGUUUUUCGCGAGUUAUUGUAACAUCAAGGGUCAAAAAGUAGGU
Messenger RNA from Didymodactylos carnosus, 2177 nucleotides. Lineage: Eukaryota; Metazoa; Rotifera; Eurotatoria; Philodinida; Philodinidae. The record is from the annotation of a GenBank genome assembly.